Diceros bicornis minor is the source of this 448-nucleotide messenger RNA. Its product is annotated as olfactory receptor 7D4-like. NCBI's taxonomy places the organism in Eukaryota, Metazoa, Chordata, Mammalia, Perissodactyla, Rhinocerotidae. The coding region runs from base 101 to 448 and encodes 115 amino acids. The transcript has 2 exons. Gene Ontology annotation, biological process: G protein-coupled receptor signaling pathway. Gene Ontology annotation, cellular component: membrane. The record is from RefSeq and is a predicted model, not a curated record. Gene Ontology annotation, molecular function: olfactory receptor activity.
GAAACCACACAGAAAUAUCAGAAUUCCUCCUCCUGGGUCUCUCAGAGGAUCCUGAACUGCAGCCCCUGCUCUGUGGACUGUUCCCGUUAAUGUACUGUUAAUGGUCACUGUUCUUGGGAACCUGUUCGUUAUCCUGGUCAUUAGCUCUGACUCCCACCUCCACACUCCCAUGUACUUCUUCCUCUCCAACUUGUCAUUCAUAGACAUCUGCUUCAUCUCCACCACCAUCCUGAAGAUGUUAGUGAACAUCCAGGCACAGAACAAAGACAUUUCCUACAAAGAAUGUCUCACUCAGAAGCUCGAUCACUUCAGUGAUGUACACCGUGGUGACCCCCAUGCUGAACCCCUUCAUCUAAAGCCAGAGGAACAAGGAUGUGAAGGGGGCCCUGGGAAGGCUCCUCAGCCAAGCAGCCUCGUCUCGAUGGUAUUCCAUUGGCCUCGGAACUAA